AGCCCAUGCCAUACCCAUCCAAGUAAGUCCGACCCUUCCUUCGAUCUUACUUAUGACUCGCCUGCUCUUCGCUGCCCUUGCUGCGCUGGCCGUGCUGGCCGGCUUGAGCGUGGGCCUGCUCCGCUCCGGGGAGAAGUGGUGCUUCGCCAACCCCGACAGCAUCAACGGGCCAUUUGUGGCCUUCUGGCACCUGAAGUUCCUGAGCCUUGACUUGGCUUACACCACGUCCAUCACGCUCCGCGAGCCCGGCUGGCGCUGUACGACCCUGGCGCUUUCCAGCGCGAAGUCUGUCGGUGGAACGGAAGGCCUGGUGGGGCCGGCACGGUGCCAGUCCUUGCUGCCGAUCACGAAGCACUUCUACUGGAACAACCUGACGAUCCACUCCGAGAUGUCCGAAAUCUCGGAGAACUGCACCUCCUGCAGCUAUUGGGAUCUGCCCACCGGUGGACCCUGGCCCCGGAUCUCCUGUGACCAGAUGACGCCCUCCCGGUCGGCGCCAGCGCCGGCGCGAGAGCACGCGCAUGGUCGACCCCGCGGCGUCGGGCUGCUGGGGGUCGCGGGGGUUUGGUUCGUUUGAGGCGCAGCGGAGAUGGAUGGAGGUUCCACCGCGGAUGGAUGGAGGAACGUAAAAAAAAA
This is a messenger RNA of Durusdinium trenchii, 636 nucleotides long. The record is from the annotation of a GenBank genome assembly. Lineage: Eukaryota; Dinophyceae; Suessiales; Symbiodiniaceae.